CGCAGCAGCCCCCGCUGCCUGCAGAAAACGAACUGCGCAGCACCGGAGCACGACAGAGGGGGCUGUCUGCGGGACAGGAAACACGGAAAUCCAGACUGACACUAAGAACCACCAGCUCUUGUUCUCAAACGUUACCAAAAACAUGACAGCAACUACUAUUUCUCCUUUCUUCGAGUACAGUGAAGUCCCGAACAAGAACAAGAUGUUGAACUGCAGCAACAACAGCUGUCUUGGUGGACCUCAUCUUACAUCUAACUCACGCUCCAGUACCAACCUUUCCUCCUGCACCCCCACUGGGUCCCUGCUGGACAGGAAGGUGGGGGGGGGGCCCUCUGCAGGAGGCCUGUUCCAACGCCGUCACUCAGUCAGCCUCCCUGGUGCAAAAUUCAGCCAGAACCAAUUUAUCAACAGCCUUAAAACAGAUUCCUCGGUGUUGUUGGGCAGCAGUAACAACAAGGAGAACCGUCUCCGUGAGCGGUCCUACUCAGAGCUGGGGGACAGGCUGCAGCCUGGUAGUCAGGUGUGCACGGAUGGAAGCAGCCAAGUCAACUCAAACCGCUAUAAGACAGAGCUGUGCAGGCCCUUUGAAGAGAAUGGCACCUGUAAGUAUGGUGAUAAGUGCCAGUUUGCCCACGGCAUGCAUGAGCUGCGCAGCCUGAGCCGUCACCCAAAGUAUAAGACUGAGCUGUGCCGCACCUUCCACACCAUUGGUUUCUGCCCAUAUGGCCCCCGCUGCCACUUCAUCCACAACGCAGAGGAGCGCUGUGGGCCCCCACCCCUCUCUGCCUUCAACAAGAUGGAGCGCCCUCGACUGCAGCACAGCUUCAGCUUCGCCGGCUUCCCCCGCUCUGGUGGCCGGCAGGAUAGCCCCACUUCUGUCACACCUCCACCCAUGUUCUGCACUGAAGACCUGACGGAGUGGCAGAGCAACUCUUUCACCUACUCCAGUGAGGAGCUUGCCAGCCUGUUUGGCCACAGCCUGGGGUCCCCACCUGUGUUUGAACCUCAGGGACCAGCCCGGCCUUCACCGAACACCCCCUGCUUUUUCCAGACCACAUCAGAGAGCCCCCCCAGCCCCCCUGACUCUCUUUCUGACCAGGAGGGCUACCAGAGCAGUCAGGGUAGCCAGAGUGGCUCUGAGUCUCCCCUGCUGGAUGCCUCCCGCCGCCUCCCCAUCUUCAGCAGGCUCUCUGUCUCUGAUGAUUAAGGAUUCUGCAUCUCUGGGCUUGAGAUGGAGUGAUGAGGAAGAAAAAGGGUGAGGGGGGGGAUAGAGAGGAAGGUGGAGGCCAUUCACGUCCUCUUCUUCUUAGCCCUGUUUACAGGAGAAGCAGACUGUGCUACAUUGUUGUAGCCACACAGUCACCUCAGAAUAUUGGAUGCCUCAUGAUGAUUGUCUUUUACUUUUAAGGACACAUCCACCCCCGAAUUCAGAUCAAGUCUCUUCAAUACGAUGAACAGUUGGUAAACCGCACACUGGUGCCAUGGUGGAUUGUGAAAAGUAGCUCAGAGAUUAUGAAGUAGUUUAAAUAUGACUUAUAAUGGGCAGUAGCAGUGGUAGUGUGGUCAGUGUGUGUUCCAGUACAGGGUGUCUGUACUGUACUUUGUGUCUUGCAGUGUUCUGUAGCUCCAGACAGCCAUUAUUAUUAUUAUUAUUAUUAUUAUUACUAUUAUUGCCUGUGCCACAGCCUUUACACCUUCCAGAGGUUUGUGACAACUCAGUGUUCAGUUUGUAAGGAUCGGCACUUUAAAAAGAACAAGACAAAGUCAGUGGACAGUUAAUUUAUAAAGCUGCUGUUGGGUUUUUUCAGGUGAAGGCCUAGACUUUCUUUUUCUCUAAUCAUACCCAGUUUCCUGUUCUCUCACUUGUGCCAUGGUGAUUAUUUUUUAAGAGGCUUACUCACAGAUUGCCUUCCUUCAGUCAGGCUGGAAUGCUGGUGCUACGUGCUUUGUUUCAUUGAGCUGGUGGCCAGUUCUCUAUUUGCUGCAGAGCAAACUGAAAAAUCACACCAGAAACUUCAAAGGCCUCCAUCCCAAUAAAAUGGAGGUGAAUGGAAUGCAGUUUUUGCUACUCAUAAAUUCAUCAUAAUAAAUUUAAAAGGCAGUGUCUUCCAGAUCAAUCUAUAUCAGUGUUACUCUGGAUGGUGUCCACAGAAAAUACUGGAGACAGUUUUCAUGCAGACUAUUUCUUUGUUAAUUGGAUUAUCCACAGGGUCACUGACAAGUGGGUAUUGAUUUUUUUUUUUUUUUAAAUAAUAUUUGUCAAUACUACUAGAGUAAAGAGAGAAUGUUUUCAUUUUGUAAUUUUGGGUGAACUAACCUUUUAAGAAACUGCCAGCAGACGGUGUUAAACAGCAAUUGGCGGGUACCUUUUGACAAUUUUCCACCUUUAUCUUAAGAGUUGCUUAACUGCUGCAAGGUUUUUUUUUCCUAUAAAAUAUGAGUAGUUCAGCUUUUUCUUUCUGAUCAGAUAUUUCCAGCCCCCCAUUGAUCAAUUCUCUGUCUGAGGCAACGUCAGCUGUUUGAAAUCAGAUGAGCAUAAGCACUCCUUUUGAUUCCUCCGUGUUCAAUAUUAUUAGUAUUAUUAUUAUUAUGUUUUCGUUAUUACUAAUAUCAUUAUUGUCUAGUUUAUUUUCUAAAGCCUUCAAAGUAAGGGCUUUGGUUGUCACUGCUUAUUUAUCAAAAUGUAUUUAUUGCUGAUUCAUUUUUAUUUUGUAUUUAUCUGGUUAAUGAAACAAUAGAAUAUAUAUUUUAUGUUAAGUUAUGAUCUUCCAUAUUAAUUGCAAGAUUGUGAAAAACUUUUUGUUAUAUUUUCACAGUUAAUAUAUUAUACUGCAAUGACAUUUUUUGUAACACUUGAUUUAUUUUUUAAGUGAAUCUUUAAUUUAAACAUUGCACAAAAGUUUAGCAUUUUUAUUUAUUGUGUGCUCCUCCCACAUGUUGGACUACAGGUGGAGAUUCUCUGUCACAGUCUGAAGGCAAUUUCAAUGCCCCAGUGUAUGCCAGAGGCAUCCCUACAAACUUUCACUUCUCAGUGACUGUGAGAGGUUCUGCAGCUGCCAUUAUCAAGUUGAAAUGAUGGAAAAACUAAUAAUAGUAAUGAAAUGCAAACUAAUCAGGUCACUAAACUAGUGGCAUACAGUUUAAGUUAUGAAUGCACACAGGAUGCAGGUAUUGCUGAUGGUUCACACAGGGGUCUUACAUGUGGAGAAUGUUUGUUUGGCGUAGGGGCCCAUUUCCAGGCUUUUCAACCACAUUUGGAAAUUGCACUAAAGAGUGAGGAAAAUAUUUUUGUAUUCUUGAGAUACAGAUACAUAGAACCAUACAAGUCAUAGCCUUAGACCUUCUUCCUUUGAAGAAUAGCAAUUUUACUGGAGAACAAUCCUCUACCGAGCAUCUGUAAGAAUAUUCAGCACGAUAUUGAUCAACUGGAUUUGAUUGAAUUCAAAGUGUGGUAUAACCCCAGAAUGCUGAAAGAGUAUUUGUGUGGGAACCCUGUUUACAUCUCCACCUGCACUGUAGAAAAUGUCAAAUUACCAGACUGAAAUGCAGAGCAUUAACUGCUGCUUCCAGUGUGUUCAGGCCUCAGGAAGAGAGACCUGCAGCUUGUUUCAUCCUCUAGAAUGUAGACUGGCUCUGGAACAGUCUUGUCCUCAUAAGUGUCUUUGACUGGGAUGAAUUCUCAUUUCAUUAUCAUCAUUUCAUUAUCAAAGUCAGUCAGUCAAAUCCGUUUCACUCAGUGAUUAAAGACAACAUUUUAAGCUCUUAUUUUGAAAGGAUAAUAGAAGCUCUUCCACAGUAUCAUGCACAGACUUACAAGCACUUUGAGUCAUGACGAUGAUGAUGUAAAAGUUAUUUUUGACCACUUUUUCCUAUGAUGUGCCUGUAAAUACAUUCCAGGUUUCCCAAAUGUUGUGCCUUCAUAUUUUUCUAUAAAUGGAGCGAUAAAAGCUUAAAAUGUGUUCCUGUAGUUUUAACAUUGACACAGGAAAAGGAACUGUUGAAUGUAUUCUCCAGCAGCCAUUGCUGUUCACUACAGUAAUUACUUUGUUCAUGGUUCAUGUUGUAAUGACAGAUUGCAGUUAAGACCAAUAAAACAUGUAUUUAUAUUUAA
Molecule: messenger RNA, 4111 nt
Organism: Thunnus maccoyii (southern bluefin tuna)
Lineage: Eukaryota; Metazoa; Chordata; Actinopteri; Scombriformes; Scombridae
Product: mRNA decay activator protein ZFP36L1-like
Exons: 2
Coding region: 143-1207 (354 amino acids)
Molecular function (GO): mRNA binding; metal ion binding
Source: RefSeq, a predicted model, not a curated record